UGCCCUGCAGGGGCGUGGCUGCCCCUGAUCGCACUGACCGCACUAAUGGCCUGCCAGACCGCCGAUGGCGGGCGGAGCAGCCACCUCGAGCUGGGCCGGGCCGACAACCCGCUAAUGAGGCUGCCCUUCUUCGGGGGCGGGGUGGGCCACCUGCUCCGGUACCUGCACCCCCUGGCGGUGGCUCCGGGCACGCCCCCCCGCGGCCGCCUCUCGGAGCUGCGCAGCGAGCUGGACGCCAACUACGUGAGCUACCGGGGUGCCCAGCUCUGGAAGCUGAACUUCAACUCCUCGCGGGCCUCGUCCAUGCUGGAGGAAGACCACGACGAGGAAGAACUGCCAGAGGAGGCGCCGUCUUCUUCUUCGCCGGAUGAACAGUUCAACGAGGCGGUGGCCCUCUUCGGCAGCGAGGUGUGGAACAUCAACCAGGACGGCAUCGACAUCCUCAUCGAGCAGCGCAACGUGGCGGACGCCAAGCAGUACAUGGAGCGGGUCGGCUUCAGCUACAACGUCAUGAUCUCCGACAUCGAGGCGGCCAUCGACGAGACCUACGCGGAGGUGCCGGCCGCGGAGCACCCGCUGGACUCGGUCCGGAACAACUCCCUGCCCUGGCUGGAGCCGGAGGGCUCCCUGAUGAACUGGCGGCGCUACCACGACCAAGCGGACAUCCAGCAGUUCCAGCAGCUGCUGCUCGAGCGCCACUCCGACCUGGUGGAGAUCAUCCAGAUAGGGGUCACGCGGAACAAGCGGCCUCUGGAGGUCAUAAGAGUCUCCAACGGCCACCCCGACAACUGGGCCAUCUUCGUGGACGCGGGCCUGCAGGCCAGGGACUGGCUGAGCCCCGCCGCCCUGACCUACGCCCUUUCCAAGCUGGCCCAUCUCUGGCCCAAGGCCAAGGGCCAGAGUCAAGGACAGCGGGAGGGCAGGGCCGAGAAGGCCAUGCGCCGCAUCGACUGGUACUUCCUGCCCCUGGCCAACCCCGACGGCUACCAGUACUCCCGCCACACCGACCGGCUGUGGACCAAGAACCGGGCCCACGACCCCGCCAGCGGCUGCUACGGGGUGAACCUGGACAGGAACUUCGGCCACGCCUGGGGCGAGGGCUCGACGAGCAAUCCCUGCAAGAACCUCUACCGCGGCGCCCAGAGCUUCUCCGAGCCGGAGAGCCGGGCCGUGCGCAACUUCCUGGCCGGGAUGCGGGAGUACCUGGGCGCCUACGUGUCCCUCAGCGGGUAUGGCCAGGCCAUCACCUAUCCCUGGGGCGACGCCGACUUCGUGACGGAGAACCAGCCGGAGCUGAAGAAGACGGCGCGGCGGGCGGUGCUGGCCCUGAGGCGCCUCAACCAGGCCGAGUACUCCGCCGGCACCAGCUACCGCCAAAAGCUGGCCCGGCCCGGCAACUCGGCCGACUGGGUGCAGGACCAGAUAGCGCCGCAGCUGGUCUUCAACCUGUUCCUCAAGGACCAGGGCCGCUACGGCUACCUGAUGCCGCCGCACUACAUCGUGGAGUCUGGCGAGGAGGUCUUUGAGUUCCUGCGCGUCAUUGCCCAGCAGCUGGAGUGAUAGAAGCUCCCAGGCAGCUCCCUAGGCUCUUUUUUUUUGUAAUCUCUUAAGCUAUUUAUUCAAAAUCAUAAUCCCAAU
Messenger RNA from Drosophila ananassae, 1638 nucleotides. RefSeq names its product carboxypeptidase B. The transcript has 3 exons. The record is from RefSeq and is a predicted model, not a curated record. Gene Ontology annotation, molecular function: metallocarboxypeptidase activity; zinc ion binding. Bases 46 to 1560 code for a protein of 504 amino acids. Gene Ontology annotation, biological process: proteolysis. NCBI's taxonomy places the organism in Eukaryota, Metazoa, Arthropoda, Insecta, Diptera, Drosophilidae.